CGGACCCGUCUGGAGCGCCCGUGGAGAGUCCAAGAAGCCCCCAAGAAGGCCCAGAGGCUCCAAUCCGUAGCCAUUUUGGCUCAAGCCGUUCGGAAAUUAGUCACGGAAACAGAUCACGACUUCUAGGUUUUGUGAGUAGACUGGUCAUUCAGAGGCCGCCCUUGUGCAGCAAGCAUCAUGGAUCAGCAAAAUCCGAACUUCAUGCCGCAGACAAUGGAUGGUGAUGGUAAGACGGUCGGUGCGCGGGUGCCCCCAUCUUUCUGCGCGAAGUGUUGGUUGCCGCCGUGUGCCAUCUCGGGGUAUGAGACCGGCGAUCCCACCGCGGGCAUGUGCUCUGGCAUGGCCCUGUGGGCUUUCAUCCUCGAAAUUCUCUGCUGCAUGGGCUGCGUCGUGUCCCUGUGUUGUUGGUCGCCAGAUCCACAGAACAUCACAGGGGACGGCUCGCAGCGCACCGUGGAGGACAAGUGCAUGGCUGGCUUUUGCGUCGGCUUCAUGGCCAUUGCCUUCUGGGAGAACGGUGACUUCUGCUGCGGGCCAGACGGUUCGUGCACCUGGUGCACCGAGGAGACCAUGAAGGGCUGCUUGGCUCACUGGGUCCCUGGAUUCGUCGGCCUCCCGCCCCUGGAUUGCUGCUACGUCAUGUGCAUGUGGGACCCCGAGCAGUCGCGCAGGUCCUUCCGCCGCGACCUGAGCAACCACGGGGGCGGGCAGCCUGCCCCCGUGGACGCCCCGGUGCAGACCGCUGCAGGGAACCUCCCGUACUUCCAGGUGGCCCCGCCGCCCCAGGUCCCGCAGGUCAUGGGCCAGGAGUACGGCUCGAGCAAGGAGGCAGACGGCACGGCCUGACCUCCAGGCAGCCGGGCGGCUCACGCUGCACCCCCUGUGGCCACGCUGCUCGAGGCUGCUCUCGCUGCCAGAGAGGGCCGAGCGGGGGCGGGGGCAUGUGGGGAAGGGGGAGCAGCGGUGGAGGAAACACUAUGCACUUCCUUGCCAUCGCGCCAUCGCCGUAGUCUAAUCUGGCCUGGUAAGGCUCCAGGAUAGGAAUAAGUCGCUGUAAUUAUGCAGCGGUAUCCCCCAAGUCCCCAGGGGGGGGUGCAACGCGUAACUGAGAAAUGAGCACGAUUAUACAUGAACGGCGUGUCAAUUUCUCGCUGCAGCAGCAGCAGCACACCGUCUACCCCUCAGUGCUGCACGAGCCCUGUGGCACUCCACUUCGUGCCAGAGGCACGGUGGUGGAUAUGGUUCGCACCUGUCCUGGCCCGCGACCUACCUGCGAUCGGGUACACGACCAGGCCACCAGGCGGUUUCCAGGGAUCCAGCUUCUCCGCCCCCCUCCUCCUCGCCUA
Prorocentrum cordatum is the source of this 1346-nucleotide messenger RNA. NCBI's taxonomy places the organism in Eukaryota, Dinophyceae, Prorocentrales, Prorocentraceae. The record is from the annotation of a GenBank genome assembly.